This is a messenger RNA of Sphenostylis stenocarpa, 1371 nucleotides long. NCBI's taxonomy places the organism in Eukaryota, Viridiplantae, Streptophyta, Magnoliopsida, Fabales, Fabaceae. The record is from the annotation of a GenBank genome assembly.
AUGGCCAAUCACACCCUAGCAGAGUUUAUACGGGAAGAGGAAGAAAGCAAAGCGAAUAAAUUGAAAAGGGUUUCACUUGCCGAAGCUUUAAAUCUUAAACCCAAAGGACUUCUUUCUUCCUCAUCUUCUGCCCAUGACUUGAGGCAUAUAGAAUUGGAGAAAGAGAAAGAAAACAUUGCAUCACCAAUAGGAGUCUUAGAAGCAUGCAUGGAAGAAUUUCACUCUCAUCAAGUAGCUAAACCGAAAACCAGUUGUCCAAGGGCACGUCACUGGACCAAUUUUUUCAAACUUCUCAAAAAAAAGUCUUUUAAGCGGCUCGGGUCCCUCCCCCAUUUUAGUAUUCCAAAGAUAGCAAAGUGGAAAAGCAAAAGCAGUAGAGAGAGUCAUGUUCUAAGUAAGCUAUACAGCUUCAACUCUACUUGGGUCACUUUCAGCCUUUCUGAACUCAGAAAUGCAACUAACAAUUAUAACAGUGAAAAUAUAAUUGGAAGAGGUGGUUUUGCUGAUGUUUACAAGGGGUGUCUCCCAGAUGGACAAUUAAUAGCUGUGAAGAAAUUGACUAAAGGAAACACAGAUGAUAAUACCGUGGGCUUUCUAUCUGAGCUAGGCAUAAUUGCUCACGUUGACCAUCCUAAUACUGCCAAGCUAGUUGGAUGUUGUGUAGAAAGAGACAUGCAACUUGUCUUUGAACUAUCUACACUGGGAAGUUUAGGAUCCCUUCUUCAUGGUUCAGAUAAAAACAAAUUAGAUUGGAGUAAAAGGUAUAAAAUUGCUCUGGGAAUAGCAGAUGGUCUCCUCUAUCUGCAUGAGAGUUGUCACAGGCGAAUCAUUCAUAGAGAUAUUAAAACAGACAAUAUUCUGCUCACGGAGAAUUUUGAGCCACAGAUAUGUGACUUUGGGCUUGCAAAAUGGUUACCUGAACAAUGGACUCACCGUAAUAUACCACAAUUUGAAGGCACAUUUGGUUAUUUUGCUCCUGAAUAUUUCAUGCACGGAACAGUAGAUGAAAAAACUGAUGUUUAUGCAUUUGGGGUCCUACUUUUGGAGAUCAUAACCGGGCGUCCAGCUGUGGAUCAUUUGCAGCAAAGUGUUGUGAUAUGGGCAAAACCUUUCCUUGAAGCCAAUCUUACCAAGGACCUUGUUGAUCCUUCACUUGGUGAUGAUUAUGAUAGAGGACAAUUGGGUUGUGUGGUUAUUGUCACAAUGCUAAGAAGUCACAACAAGUACGGUCGGGACUCAAAAACAAGUAGAAAGAUACCUCUCCGAAGAACAUACUCAGAAGAGCUAUUAGAUGCGCAAGAAUACAACUCAACAAAAUAUCUAAGAGAUCUCAAGCGACAUCAACAAAUUGCAUUAGGUCUUGAGAUCUAA